Messenger RNA from Saccostrea echinata, 849 nucleotides. Its product is annotated as receptor-interacting serine/threonine-protein kinase 4-like. Lineage: Eukaryota; Metazoa; Mollusca; Bivalvia; Ostreida; Ostreidae. The transcript has a single exon. Gene Ontology annotation, molecular function: protein binding. Gene Ontology annotation, cellular component: cytoplasm. The coding region runs from base 1 to 849 and encodes 282 amino acids. The record is from RefSeq and is a predicted model, not a curated record.
AUGGUUUUGGAGCAAAAUGUCGAUAAAGAAAACAUAACAGUCGACAGAAAAAGGCCUAUUGUUGCUGCAGCGAUGUCAAACAACACUGAUGUUGUCCGAUUGCUUCUGCAAAAAGGGGCAAAAGUCAAUUCGGAUAAAUCAGGGGACCUAUCAGCUUUAUAUUUUUCUCUGGCUUAUGAAAAUGAAGAGAUGUUAACGUUGCUUCUCGAACAUAACGCAAAUGUUAAUGAAAUAGAUGCACAGGGAAUGUCGAUUUUUCAAAACGCUGUUUCAAGGGGAAACAUCAAUAUAGUGUCUAAACUUCUUCAAUAUGAUUGUGAUCUUUCUGUAAAAAAUACACAUGGAGAAACACCUUUUCACAUAAUUUCUCGUAUGGGAAAUAGCGAUUUACUUCAACAACUUUUACAUGUGAAAGGGGGAGCAGUUCUUAAUGAACAAAAUAUGUUUGCAGAAACAGCAUUAUACCUGGCAUCCGGAUUUAACAAUCGUAAAACUGUUGAACUGUUGAUUUCAAACGGAUCUGAUAUGAACAUAUGUGACUAUUUGAACACAUCACCUUUAUACAUAGCAUCUAAGAAAGGACACAUAGAUAUUGUUUCAGUUCUGCUCAAUUCUGGGGCAACGUAUGCAAUAUUUCGUUUUGAUCUUUCUAGCCCACUAAUGACCGCUGCAGCAAAUGGGCACGUGGGUAUAGUAAAGAUGCUAUUAAAUUUUGAAACAGAUGUUAAUCACCAAGACAAUAGAGGAAAAACAGCUUUAUGGCAUGCGGCAGCUUAUGGGAAAAUCGAUGUUGUUUCUUCAUUAUUACGGAUGUUAAUAUUUCUAAUAGUUAUGAGGAGACACCACUAG